Guyanagaster necrorhizus is the source of this 1513-nucleotide messenger RNA. RefSeq names its product kinase-like protein. NCBI's taxonomy places the organism in Eukaryota, Fungi, Basidiomycota, Agaricomycetes, Agaricales, Physalacriaceae. Gene Ontology annotation, molecular function: ATP binding; protein kinase activity. Gene Ontology annotation, biological process: protein phosphorylation. The transcript is spliced from 4 exons. The record is from RefSeq and is a predicted model, not a curated record. Bases 234 to 1418 code for a protein of 394 amino acids.
CAGAGUCUAAGCAGUCAAAAAAACUCAUUGACAUUGAGAGCGACACAGAUUCAUAGAACAACAGACAGGUCUUGUUGCUGCACAUCGUGGGAUGGUCCGUGCAUCGGCCCGUGCCUCUGAUUGGCUAGCAUCACGCUCACGUGGCAGUUGAAGUUGCAACCGCGACGCGAUUCUUCUUCGUCUCUUCCCCCCACCACCAACCACCUCGCGUUCCAAGAGCCUGCAGUAUCAGCAUGACUUCCAUAGCCUCAGUCACCCGUCAAAUUGCGGCUCUCGACAUCAACAAGAAAACCACCGCAACGAAACCGACCGUACUGUCAAAACAACCAAGCCAAACGAACGUGGCUAAACUAUUAACUAAAUUCGCCGCGCCGAACCCAUCUACUAACUCCGCAAAACCGAAACCCAUAACGCACUCUGCCUUGCGAAACAUGACGGCAGAGAAACCGGCAACACCUGAGAUUGACAUUGGGAGUUAUGAUGGUGGAUUGGAACUCGAGAAUGAGAAGAGAGGAGAGGCUGUAUCCGGAGAUGCUGCGAGGGAGCUGGCAUUAGAUUCCAGUGUGGCACGGAACUCGCCCACUCGAGAAUGGACACUAAACUCUUUCGACAUGGGCCGCCCUCUCGGGAAAGGCAAAUUCGGUCGUGUCUACAUGGUUCGCACCAAAGCCGAACCACACUACAUCAUCGCCCUCAAGACCCUCUACAAGUCCGAAAUUGUUCAAGGACGUGUCGAGAAGCAGAUCCGCCGGGAGAUUGAAAUUCAGCAGAACCUACGGCAUCCCAAUGUCUUGCGUCUCUAUGGCUAUUUCCAUGACGAGAAACGUAUAUUUUUAAUGCUCGAGUUUGCCGGAAAGGGAGAACUUUAUCGGCAACUGAGCAAGCACGGCCGCUUCAGUGAGAAGAGAAGCUCACGGUACAUCGAUCAGAUGGCGGACGCGUUGAUGUACUUGCAUGGCAAACAUGUCAUCCAUCGGGACAUCAAGCCUGAGAACCUCCUCUUGGGCUUGAAUGGGGAGUUGAAAAUCGCGGACUUUGGGUGGAGUGUACAUGCUCCAGGAAAUCGACGCAAGACAAUGUGUGGAACACUGGACUAUCUUCCCCCAGAGAUGGUCGAGAGCAAGGACCAUAACGAACGGGUAGACCAUUGGGCAUUGGGUGUACUGACCUACGAAUUCUUGAACGGUAACCCGCCGUUCGAGGACCAGAGUAGCGUGAACAAUACCUAUCGACGGAUAGCCAACGUCGACCUUCGUUUCCCGCCUGGCAUGUCACCGGAAGCACGAGACCUUAUUGCGAGACUUCUUCAACAUGACCCACAGAAGCGACUCCCUCUGGUGGACGUGCUUCGGCACCCUUGGGUCGUCAAGUAUAGACCCAAGGGUAGCACGAGGGGCAGUGGGCUGGGUCAGAAUUGAUUGUACACGUUUCAUGUACUAAUAUAUUUAGGGUAUUGUUACUGGCCUAUCACAGAAAUCUGUCAAUUUUACACGCUUAUACCGUUCAUGACAAG